AACAAUGGACUAGUUCAAAAGGAAAGAAAUACCUUAAGGCUAUAUAUUGUCACCCUGCUUAUUUAACUUAUAUGCAGAGUACAUCAUGUGAAAUGCUGGGCUGGAUGAAGCACAAACUGGAAUCAAGAUUGCUGGGAGAAAUAUCGAUAACCUCAGAUAUGCAGAUGAUACCACCCUGAUGGCAGAAAGUGAAGAGGAACUAAAGAGCAUCUUGAUGAGAAAGAGGAAAGUGAAAAAGCUAACUUAAAACUCAACAUUCAAAAAACUAAGAUGGCAUCCAGUCUCAUCACUUCAUGGCAAAUAGAUGGGGAAACAAUGGAAACAGUGACAGACUUUAUUUUCUUGGGCUCCAAAAUCACUGCAGAUGGUGACUGCAGCCAUGAAAUUAAAAGACGCUCCUUGGCAGAAAAGCUAUGACCAACCUAGACAGCAUAUUAAAAAGCAGAGACAUUACUUUGCCAACAAAGGUCCAUAUAGUCAAAGUUACGCUUUUUCCAGUAGUCCUGUAUGGAUGUGAGAGUUGGACCAUAAAACUGAGUGCCGAAGAAUUGAUGCUUAUGAACUGUGGUGCUGGAGAAGACUCUUGAGAGUCCCUUGGACUGCAAGGAGAUCAAACUAGUCAAUCCUAAAGGAAAUCAACCCUGAAUAUUCAUGGGAAGGACUGAUGCUGAAGCUGAAACUCCAAUACUUUGGCCACCUGAUGCGAACAGCUGACUCAUUAGAGAAGACCCUGAUGCUGGGAAAGAUUGAGGGCAAGCGGAGAAGGGGAUAACAGAGGAAGAGAUGGUUGGAUAACAUCAGUUUGAGCAGGCUCUGGGAGAUGGUGAAGGACAGAGACCUGGUGUGCUGCAGUCCAGGGGCUCGCAAAGAGUCAGACACAACUGAACAACUGUGAAGUCUAUCUGUUAAAGACAUCUGCUGUGUUUUUUUCCUGUGUAUGGGUCACACUCUCCUAUGUGUUUACAUACUUUGUAAUUUGUUGUUGAAAACUGGACAUGUUAGAUUGGUUCCUCACUCUGCACCCGGGGGCUUGGGAUUAUUUGAUUGUUCGUUUAGUGACCAGCUGGACCACAACAGUGAUGUCUCUUUCCUCUGCAAUGUGAAGCCUUUGACUUUGCUCCUCAGAGGCCCUGGCCUUGGGUCUGUGCGCAGUCGCCCUGGGACACUAGUGGUUUUAGGGGUGCUCUGUUUGUCUCUUCCCUGAUCAUAGCCAGCUGUCAGGCCCUAGCAGUUGCUGGCUGAUUGCUCUAUUGUUUUUGACAAUGCCCUGGAGCAUCAAUUGCUCCACAGACUGAUCCAAUCAAAUUUGGACUUUAAAGGGGUAUCUUUGGAGUUCCAGACUUAAGGUGCUCAAGGUGCCGUGGCCUCCAUGCCUAAAGCGGAGCGCGUGUGUGGUGUCGAUGCAGCUGUCUUCUGCAGCUUCUUCGGGGCCACAGGACCAAGCGCCAUUUGAGUGACACUCUGUACUCUGCUCCCGGGCUGCCUGUGCUGGACAUGCUCAUGCCCGCCGAGGGCACCCCGCCACCCCUGGGUGGCACUCCUGUCCCAGUCCCAGCCUACUUCCGCCAUGCAGAGCCUGGCUUCUCCCUCAAGAGGCCCAGGGGGCUCAGUCAGAGCCUCCCGCCCCGGCCCCCUGCCAAGGGCAGCAUCCCUGUCAGCCGCCUCUUCCCUCCUCGGACCCCAGGCUGGCAUCAGCCCCACGCCCGGCGGGUGUCGUUCCGGGACCAGGCCUCCGAGCCCCUGCAGAGCCCCGGGUAUGAUCCAAGUCGACCGGAGUCGUUCUUCCAGCAGAGUUUCCACAGGCUCGGCCGCCUGGGCCACGGCUCUUAUGGGGAGGUCUUCAAGGUGCGCUCCAAGGAGGACGGCCGGCUGUACGCAGUGAAGCGCUCCAUGUCGCCGUUCCGGGGCCCCAAGGACCGGACCCGCAAGCUGGCCGAGGUGGGUGGCCACGAGAAGGUGGGGCAGCACCCGCGCUGUGUGCGGUUGGAACAAGCCUGGGAGGAGGGCGGCAUCCUGUACCUACAGACGGAGCUGUGUGGGCCCAGCCUGCAGCAGCACUGCGAGGCCUGGGGCGCCGGCCUGCCUGAGGCUCAGGUCUGGGGCUAUCUGCGGGACACCCUGCUGGCCCUGGCCCACCUGCACGGCCAGGGCCUGGUCCACCUGGAUGUCAAGCCUGCCAACAUCUUCCUGGGGCCCCGGGGCCGCUGCAAGCUGGGUGACUUCGGGCUGCUGGUCGAGCUGGGCGCGUCAGGAGCUAGUGAGGCCCAGGAGGGAGACCCCCGCUACAUGGCCCCCGAGUUGCUCCAGGGCUCUUACGGGACAGCGGCAGACGUGUUCAGCCUGGGCCUCACCAUCCUGGAGGUGGCGUGCAACAUGGAACUGCCCCGCGGUGGGGAGGGCUGGCAGCGGCUGCGUCAGGGCUACCUGCCCCCUGAGUUCACCGCUGGCCUGUCCUCUGAGCUGCGUUCCGUUCUCGUCACGAUGCUGGAGCCUGACCCCAACCUGCGGGCCACCGCUGAGGCCCUGCUGGCCCUGCCCGUGCUCAGGCAGCCACGGCCCUGGAGCGUCCUGUGGUUCAUGGCCGCUGAGGCCCUCAGUCGAGGCUGGGCCCUGUGGCAGGCCCUGCUCUCCCUGCUCUGCUGGCUCUGGCACGGGCUGGCUCACCCCGCCAGCUGGCUGCAGCCCCCGGGUCCGCCGGCCACCCCACCCGGGUCGCCGCCCUGCAGCCUUCUCCUGGACCGCAGCCUCUCCAGCACCUGGGGCGACGACAGCAUAGGGCCCUCACUGUCUCCAGAGGCCAUCCUGGCCAGGGCUGCCAGCAGCACCUCCACCCCCCGCAAUGGCUCCCCUGCCCCCCAGAGCAGGCACCCACCGAGGGAUGCUCUGGACCUGAGUGACAUUGACUCAGAGCCCCCUCGGGGCACCUUCCCUGCCUUUGAACCUCGGAACCUCCUCAGCCUGUUUGAGGACUCCCUGGGCCCAAGCUAAGCCCACAGGCCCAGGCUCAGCAAUUUUAAUCUCUUAGCCCCUCCCUUCCAUCCUCCUGGAGGCUGGGGUCCCUGUGUGGACUCCAGUGGUCCCUUCUGCCUGGCUGUGUCUAAUAAAAGGUAUUUGAAUCUUG
Molecule: messenger RNA, 3121 nt
Organism: Dama dama (fallow deer)
Lineage: Eukaryota; Metazoa; Chordata; Mammalia; Artiodactyla; Cervidae
Gene: PKMYT1
Product: protein kinase, membrane associated tyrosine/threonine 1
Exons: 8
Coding region: 1495-2988 (497 amino acids)
Biological process (GO): protein phosphorylation
Molecular function (GO): ATP binding; protein kinase activity
Source: RefSeq, a predicted model, not a curated record